Penicillium canariense is the source of this 2193-nucleotide messenger RNA. RefSeq lists its product as uncharacterized. The transcript has 4 exons. The coding region runs from base 1 to 2193 and encodes 730 amino acids. The record is from RefSeq and is a predicted model, not a curated record. Lineage: Eukaryota; Fungi; Ascomycota; Eurotiomycetes; Eurotiales; Aspergillaceae.
AUGAUGGCCGUCAGGUCGCCGCUGUCCGUCUUGCCGUAUUGCGAUACCUCCAGUCCCUUUGUGCGGCCUGAGUCUAUGUCCCUAGAGGGUCCUUCCAUCUCGGGGGAUGCGAGGAAUUCGACCUACUCGGCCCCCAACCCAGCUUCGACGAGCACGACGGACACUGCAUUGGUAACCUCCAAUUACCCUCAAUCGGCAGGGACGGAGGAGGCCGAGGGCGAUAAGAGAGAUGAGGCGGAGGGAGUUGGGCCAGCGACGCUGGUGCAAGGACCAGGAACGGGGAUGUCAACUCCGCUAGGACUGACCAUCCAAACCUCGCAGAUGCAUCACAAUGGCUCCGUCGCAAAGUCUGAUGAGGAUGAACCGCCUCAGUCGGUGAUCCAUGCCCCGCCAGGGUUUGGCGAGUUUGUCAGGCUUCCUCCCUUAGAGCAUUGCCUCCGACCAAGAGCACGGCUGAUGAUCCUCCAGGUCAGAAUGCAGCCGACAUCUGAGGAGCCAUGUGAAGAUGAGGAGUCAUCAACCUCGGCUGGAUCAGAGCAUAUCCAGUCGAUAGAGAUGGAAAUCUCGGAGACAUCAAAGAAGAUCGGCGCUAGUCCUAUAUCGCCGCCUCCCUUGACUACGAGUGUUUCGCCAGCGAAAGAUUGGUCGGAUCGAGCAACUCCUCGGGCACAAACACGACAAGAGUUUGAGGAAUCCGAACGACGCACGCGUUCGAGCAGUUUAGAAGGUACUCGCGAAAUCGGAGCUCUGUUCAUCAUUCUCCAUCCCUCCCACCCCGGCCCUCUUCCCGGGUCCACCGUCGCUAAUCGCUGUACCUUUUUUCCAGAUAUACCUGAAGGUAGUGAAUUUAAAACAUACAUGGAGAUGUUUCCGGGCAUGGGAACUAACUUCCCGCCAGGUUAUUUCGGCAGUAAAGAAGCAGAGCUCAAAGCUCUCCGAGCAGCGCUCACCGAAUGCUGGACCCUAUGCAAUACAUUGGCUAGUCUAAGCUAUAUUAAUCGUGAACGGCUGCUGCGGUCCCACGACGACGGCAUGCAGGAGGAUGCCUGGCGAUCCUGCUGGCGACUAUGCCAAAAGUUAUACGACACUCGUGAUGACGACUAUGCAUCGCAAGUCCACCCCACUCUCGACUUGUGCCGGGACUUCUGCCAGGCAUUGUUCGAGGUCCGCGUUUGUGACAGCGACCUGACCGACUCAGUGUUGCGAGUGAGUUUUGAACUAAAUAAUCAUCUUUAUAACACGCACGACCGCAACCUCCCCGACGCGUUCCGCGAGCGGACCUUGGAUUUCUACAUCACACUCUGUCACCGGCUCAUGAAACAGCGCACCCGUCUGACGGAAACGGACUCUCUCCUCAGUGCCUGCUGGGCGCUGGUGGAGAUGCUCUUUAGUAUUCGCCAGAGUAAAAGAGAAGGGAAGGAGUUAGACGAGGAGCUGCUGGGUUCGGCGGUGCAGGCCUGUUGGGAACUCUGCGAUAUCUUCCGUGAGGGCUGGACUCUGAACAGCAUGCGCACUUCGGAUCGAGGAACCCCCCGACCCAGCCAGGCCACCUUUGCCCCGGGAUUUCAGCAAGCUUCGCUGCAGUCGGAGCUGGAAUUCGUUGAUGAUUCGUUGAGUCAAGCCCCAAAUCCGGAGACGCCCACCACCAUCUUCGAGGACACCGCCACCGCCUCACCAGAUGAAGCCCCGGUCCCCAACAUCCUCGUCCUAGGUCACAGCACUGGCCAUGCAACUCCCCAUUCCAAAUGGCCUUCCAAUGCAUCGGGCAUCUCCGAGAAGUCUCGGUCGUCGGGACAGACCGCAUCCUCCGCCAACACCGUCACCACGACCUCGGAGGAUCCCAAUUUCACCCGGCUGAAGGUCCUCAUCACCAAGGCCGCCAUCAACAGUGGCUAUCAACGAGGCGGCACGCAAAACCUGGCUGCAUUCGUGAAAUCACUCCCUUCGGAUGCCUUUGGCUCGGCACCAUGGCAGUCAUCCCUGCUGAAGAACUAUCGAAAGCUGGUCACGUUUGAUCCUGUCUUCCGCAAUGUUGGGCCCCAGGCCCGCGUCGGCGCCAUCGAGGUGGCACGCGCAUGCCAGGCAAUGGUUCAAAAUGGCCAGUACGCCUGGCUGCGUGACCUGUAUCGUCUUGUCUUUGGAUUCCACCUGGAGGAAGCGAUGGGCCGGAAAGGCGUGACUAUCCAAACAUAG